This is a messenger RNA of Alligator sinensis (Chinese alligator), 5274 nucleotides long. RefSeq names its product astrotactin 1 (gene ASTN1). Gene Ontology annotation, molecular function: protein binding. Lineage: Eukaryota; Metazoa; Chordata; Crocodylia; Alligatoridae. The annotation marks the transcript as partial. The transcript is spliced from 23 exons. Gene Ontology annotation, biological process: neuron migration; neuron cell-cell adhesion. The record is from RefSeq and is a predicted model, not a curated record.
GCCGCGGCCGCGGCCCCCGGCGCGGCAGAGGCGGACGCGGACCCCUCCAAGGAGCUGGAGUGCAAGCUCAAGAGCAUCACGGUGUCGGCGCUGCCCUUCCUGCGGGAGAACGACCUGAGCAUCAUGCACAGCCCCUCGGCCUCCGAGCCCAAGCUGCUCUUCUCGGUGCGCAACGACUUCCCCGGGGAGAUGGUGGUGGUGGACGACCUGGAGAACACCGAGCUGCCCUACUUCGUGCUGGAGAUCUCUGGGAACACGGAAGACAUUCCCUUGGUGCGUUGGAGGCAGCAGUGGCUGGAAAAUGGUACUUUGCUUUUCCAUAUCCACCACCAAGAUGGUGCCCCCAGUCUUCCUGGCUUGGACCCCACUGAAGAACCCCAGACAGAGUCAGCGGAAGAAGAGCUAAGGAUCCUUCACAUCUCAGUCAUGGGGGGAAUGAUUGCCUUGCUGCUGUCUAUCCUGUGCCUGGUGAUGAUCCUCUACACCCGUCGGCGAUGGUGCAAACGGCGUCGGGUGCCGCAGCCCCAGAAGAGUGCCAGUGCCGAAGCAGCCAAUGAAAUCCACUACAUCCCCUCUGUCUUGAUUGGGGGCCAUGGGCGUGAGAGCCUGCGCAAUGCCCGCGUGCAGGGGCACAACUCCAGUGGCACCCUGAGCAUCCGUGAGACACCCAUCCUGGAUGGCUACGAAUACGACAUCACUGACCUGCGGCACCACCUGCAGCGGGAGUGUAUGAACGGUGGCGAGGACUUCGCCAGUCAGGUUACCAGGACCUUGGACUCACUGCAGGGCUGCAAUGAGAAGUCCAGCAUGGAUCUCACACCAGGAAGCGACAAUGCCAAGCUGUCCUUGAUGAACAAGUACAAGGAUAACAUCAUUGCUACCAGCCCUGUGGACACCAAUCACCAGCAGGCCACCUUGUUGUCCCACACCUCUAGUAGCCAGCGGAAGCGGAUCAAUAACAAAACAAGAGCUGGCUCAGCUUUCCUAAAUCCCGAAGGGGAUUCUGGCACAGAGGCUGACAAUGACCCACAGCUGACCUUUUACACUGACCCAUCCCGGAGUCGACGACGCAGUAGAGUGGGCUCACCCAGGAGUCCUGUGAAUAAGACCACUCUGACUUUGAUAAGUGUCACCAGCUGCGUGAUCAGCCUGGUGUGCUCGUCCCACAUGAGCUGCCCACUCAUUGUCAAGAUCACCCUGCAUGUUCCUGAGCACCUCAUUGCUGAUGGGAGCCGCUUUAUCCUGCUGGAGGGCAGCCAACUGGAUGCCAGCGACUGGCUGAACCCAGCACAGGUUGUCCUCUUCUCCCAGCAGAACUCCAGCGGGCCCUGGGCAUUGGAUCUGUGUGCCCGACGACUUUUGGAUCCAUGUGAACACCAGUGUGACCCAGAAACUGGUGAGUGCCUUUGCUAUGAAGGUUACAUGAAGGACCCUGUGCACAAACAUCUCUGUAUCCGGAAUGAGUGGGGCACAAACCAGGGGCCUUGGCCAUACACAAUAUUCCAGCGCGGAUUUGACUUGGUACUGGGAGAGCAGCCUUCUGAUAAGAUAUUUAGGUUCACCUACACCCUGGGGGAAGGGAUGUGGCUGCCUCUGAGCAAGAGCUUUGUGAUUCCACCUGCUGAGCUGGCCAUCAACCCCUCUGCCAAAUGCAAAACGGACAUGACAGUGAUGGAGGAUGCGGUGGAGGUCAGGGAAGAACUGAUGACCUCCUCCUCCUUUGAUAGCCUGGAGGUUCUCCUGGAUUCAUUCGGACCAGUUCGGGAUUGCUCCAAGGACAAUGGUGGCUGCAGCAAGAAUUUCCGAUGCAUCUCAGACCGCAAAUUGGACUCCACCGGUUGUGUGUGCCCAACAGGACUCAGCCCGAUGAAGGAUGGCACCGGUUGCUAUGAUCGACACAUUGGGGUAGACUGUUCGGACGGCUUCAAUGGCGGCUGUGAGCAGUUGUGUCUCCAGCAGAUGGUGCCCCUGCCAGAAGACCCCACUCUGUACAAUAUCCUCAUGUUCUGUGGGUGCAUAGAAGACUACAAACUUGGAGUGGAUGGGCGAUCGUGCCAGCUGAUCUCGGAGUCCUGUCCAGAGGGGGGUGACUGUGGAGAGAGCCGAGAGCUGCCCAUGAAUCAGACUCUGUUUGGGGAAAUAUUUUAUGGAUACAACAACCACUCAAAGGAGGUGGCUCCUGGACAGGUGUUGAAAGGGACAUUCAGGCUGAACAACUUUGCCCGGGGCUUGGAGCAGCAGCUUCCAGAUGGCCUGGUGGUGGCUACUGUCCCAUUGGAGAACCAGUGCCAGGAGGAGUUGUCUGAGCCCACGCCUGAUCCAGACUUCCUGACUGGGAUGGUGAAUUUCAGCGAGGUGUCUGGAUACCCUUUGCUGCAACACUGGAAGGUUCGCUCGGUCAUGUACCACAUCCGCCUCAACCAGCUGACCAUCUCUCAGUCUUUCAGCAAUGCCCUCCAUUCUCUGGAUGGAGCCACUUCCCGAGGAGAUUUUGUGGCCCUCCUGGACCAUUUUGGUAAUCACUACAUCCAGGAGGCAGUCUAUGGCUUUGAGGAGUCUUGCUCCAUCUGGUAUCCCAACAAGCAGGUCCAGCGACAGCUCUGGCUAGAAUAUGAAGACAUCAGCAAAGGAAAUUCCCCCUCGGACGAGUCGGAGGAGCGGGAACGGGACCCCAAGGUUCUCACCUUCCCCGAGUACGUUGCCAGCCUGUCGGAGUCGGGCACCAAGCGCAUGGCCGCCGGCGUCCGCAUGGAGUGUCAAAGCAGAGGCCGCUGCCCCUCAUCUUGCCCACUUUGCCACGUGACUGUGAGCCCAGACACACCGGCAGAGCCAAUUUUGCUGGAGGUCACCAAAGCAGCACCUAUCUAUGAGCUGGUCACCAACAACCAAACCCAGCGGCUGUUGCAGGAGGCCACCAUGAGCUCCCUCUGGUGCUCAGGGAGCGGGGAUGUCAUCGAGGACUGGUGUCGGUGUGACUCAAGCGCUUUUGGUGCUGAUGGGCUCCCAACCUGCGCACCCCUCCCACAUCCAGUCCUGAGGCUCUCCACAGUGCAUGAACCCAGCAGCACAUUGGUGGUGCUAGAAUGGGAACACUCAGAGCCACCGAUUGGAGUGCAGAUUGUUGAUUACCUCAUCCGCCAGGAGAAGGUCACCGACAGGAUGGAUCACUCCAAAGUAGAGACCGAGACGGUGCUGAGUUUUGUGGAUGACAUCAUCUCUGGAGCCAAGUCCCCCUGUGCAAUGCCAGCACAAGUGCCUGACAAGCUGUCUUCUACCAUCUCCUUGAUUAUUCGCUGCCUGGAGCCUGACACCACUUACAUGUUCACACUUUGGGGAGUUGAUAACACAGGGAGACGUUCAAGGUCAAGUGAUGUGACAGUCAAGACCCCAUGCCCCGUGGUAGAUGAUGUGAAGGCUCAAGAAAUAGCAGACAAGAUCUACAAUCUUUUCAAUGGCUACACCAGUGGUAAAGAGCAACAAACAGCUUACAACACCCUGCUGGACCUGGGUUCACCCAGCCUGCACCGGGUCCUCUACCAUUACAACCAGCAUUAUGAGAGCUUUGGAGAGUUCACCUGGCGAUGUGAAGAUGAGCUAGGACCCAGGAAGGCUGGUCUCAUUCUCUCUCAGCUUGGGGACCUCAGCAGCUGGUGCAAUGGCCUCCUCCAGGAGCCCAAGAUCAGCCUCCAGCGCACAUCACUCAAAUACCUUGCCUGCCGCUACAGCGAGAUCAAGCUCUAUGGACUCAACUGGUCAGAGCUGAGCCGGGACCUGAAGAAGACAUGUGAAGAGCAAGCACUAAGCGUCCUUUACAAUGACUAUGGUGACAAAGACUACUGAGGGUUUGAGGAGCUACUUACAACCCUUAAAGGAAGAAUGGAAAAAAGGCAGUUGUGGGGGAUUUAUAAAAGGACCUUCAGGGGGUCACUGCAAUCUCUAAGGACCUAAACCAGGGAGAGAACCUACUGCUUCUCGGUAGCACUUACCUGGUAUUAGACUCUUCUUCAACAUGGCCAAUAGCCUUUCUAGUUAGAGGUCUCAUGAGACCCAGGGUUGUUUUUUUGUUUGGUUGGUUGGUUGGUUCUGCUCAUUUUCCCCUUAGAGGUUCUUUGAACUGCAGGCAUGAACUUGCACUCUGGAAUGGAAAAUACAUUUUUAAAGGUUUGACCUCUUCUCUAAACCCCUCCAAAGUCCUCAUACGGAGUGCAUCUCAAAUUACAAAAAGAGCAAAAUAAUCGAGGCCAGAAGCAGAGAGAAAUCCUGUUUGGAACUCAUAACCCAGCUACUAAAUUAAAGUCAGGAUUGGAACAAUGGUGACAAGGCAUCCAAGUCAGUUUAAAUAGUUUCUGUUGAGGAUCUUAGUCUGGGAUUGGAUCUGAGCAAAAGGUGUUGCUGCAGCCAAGACGGUUUUGCCUCUGUUGCAAAACAUGAACUCUGGACUGCACUGCAAACCACCUUGCUUCACUACAGGGUGAGGAGUUUGCCAGUAGGCACAUCUCAUCAUCUUCACUCUGUCCACUGGUGGUGGGAUCCUGCAGACUCCUUCCACCUUGUAGUCAGCCCGAGCUGGUGAGUCCCAGUGGUCACUGCUGCAGCCCUGUUCAUCUCAGUGAGCUUUUCUUCUUGAACCAAAUUCUUGGGAAGUAAGUCUCUCCCAUCCCCUCUUCCCUCCGCAUAGUAAAAGUUACUAAAUAAUGACUGAUGUUUGCAGGGAGCUCUAGCCAAGGUGUACAUACCAGGGCAGCAUUUACCAGGCUGGUUCCUGUGUCACUAAACCCCAAAACAUGACACAGAACAGCUUUCCAGAGGAGCGGGACUCUGGAGGGUAGGGUGAUGUGGGAGGAGCGAGGGAACAGUAGUUCUGCUUUUCAUCAGGGGUUGCCUCUUAGUUUGCCUCCCCAUACAUUUUCACCUUACCAAAGUGAAGCUCCAUCAUAAUGGAUUGGAGUAGGGCUUAUGCCCCUGAAUAUCCACUGAGAUUAGUUUAGCCAGGCACCUUGCUACCUCCUGAAGAAAUGUGCAGGCCACCCAUUGGGAGAUCCCUUCUAAUAAACAGAUUUUUGGCUUCUCCCAUCAUGGAGCUCAAGUGCGAUUGCUCUCCCUCCUUCUAGCUCUCCUUGACUGGUCCCCUCAGUCCCUGCUACCCUGUGGGGGCAUCUUGCUGCAGAAGAAUUGAGGAUUGAGACCAUUACAGUAAGAAGUCCCCCCUGUAUUAAGAUCUGCUGUUGUCAUUAACGUCUCCUUUUGAAACUCUUGUUAACACCACAGAGGCAA